CGUGGAUCUUGGAGGGUCGCCACCAGUGCAUGUGAUGGCGUCCAUGACCAACCAAGAAAGCCACAACCAGCCACCAGCCGCGCCCGUGGUGCUGUGCAAACGAAAAGACUUUCUCGACACAGACGAAGCGGCCAAAAGCCAUCCCAAUCGAACGUACUACUACCGAAAAGAAGCCGACAUUGCAAAGGUCAUUGACACUUGCACCAAGAAACUCGCUGCGAAUCCGACCGAUGCCACCACCAUUGCCAUCCGCGGCGCCUCCCACAUGAAAAAGAUGGAAUGGGCUCAAGCCGUGGACGACUUUGGACAAGUGCUCAAACUAAGCCCCAUGGAUGCGAAUGCGUACUACAAUCGGGGGAUUGCAUGGACAAAUCUGAACCAGUCGCAAAAGGCCAUUGAAGACUUUACACACGCCUUGUUGUUGAAUCCGAACCACAUCAAUGCUGCAUAUGCUCGGGCAUCGUGCUACAACAAGCAAGGCGACUUUUCUCGAGCAAUUGAAGACUACCACUUUGCACUAAUGAAAGACGAACAAGUGUCCAACAAAACCAAGCAGGCCAAACCAGUCGCCAAGCCCCCCGCGCCUGUUUCAGUCGCGUCAAAGCUUCUUCCAGCAGAGAACAGCAUUGCUAGCCUCCGUCGCAAUGGAGGCAGCGUCCCCUCCAGCAUGACUUUGGGAGUUGACGUGUACACAAAGCUCCGGGAACGAGAAUUGCUCGACGCCAUGACCAGUCAACUCCAGAUUUCCAGAAGCACCCAACAGACCACACCAAGAGCAAGUCCAGGCUCCAAUCAUACUAUGAUGAAGACGAUGAAAGUCGCCGCAGGAGACAGGGCACACGCGACCAACCAGCCUGACCACGACGCCACUCUUACGAUUCAGACGACGCCACUAGACUCUGAAGAGCCAGCAGCCAUGGACAAUGGGAACGAACCCGUCGAAGUCGUUGGGGACCCUGCAGAAGUGCAUCAUGCUCGGGGGUUUGCCCUUCGACGCGAAGGGCACUUUGAGCUAGCGAUUGAAGCGUAUUCCAAGGCCAUUAAGCUCAAUCCGACACAUUUCAAGGCGUAUUUCAAUCGCGGGUUCGCGUUCGACAAGCUGCGGCAAUUCGACCGUGCCAUCCAAGACUACACGAGUGCCAUCGCGUUGGACCCGUCGAACGCGUUUGCGUUUUACAAUCGAGGCAUUUCCCUCGACCGGAGCGGCAGGUACGCGGGGGCUGUGGAAGACUUCUCGAAAGCGAUCCAGCUCAUGCCGACCAACGCCGACUUUUACCACAACCGCGGGUUUUGCCAUCGCAAACAGGGCCGGUAUGACGUGGCAAUUCGAGAUUACUCGGCCGCGAUCGAGUUGAACCCGACGCAUUUCAAAGCGCUGUACAAUCGAGCGUUUUCGUACGACAAACUUGAAGCGUUCGACGCGGCGAUCGCGGACUACACGGCGGCGAUACAAGUGGACCCGAAGAACGCCAAUGCACUGCAUAACCGAGGCAGUACGUGGGAAAAGAUGAAGAACCUGCCCGAAGCCAUCCAGGACUUCACCAUGGCUCUCGCGCUGCAGCCCGACGCCGCGUCCACGUACAACAGCCGUGGACUCGCGUACGACCAGCAAGGCAAGCAUGUGCUGGCCCUCCAGGACUUUCACGCUGCCAACCGCCUCGAGCCACAGAACCCCAUCUUUCUCCACAACCGAGGCUACUGCUUCCGCAACAUGGGCGACUUUGACCGGGCGAUUGUCGAUUACACGGAAGCGCUGCGAUUGGAGCCAGAUAACGUCGCAGCGUACAGCAAUCGAGGGUAUGCUCGACGCAAGCAAGGGCGGUACGACGGCGCCGUCGACGACUACACCGCAGCGCUACGCCUGGACCCCAACAGCACCCGCACAUUGAGCAACCGUGCGUACUCGUACGCGAAGAUGGGGUGUCUGGUGGAAUCGGUGGCCGACUACUCGGCCGUGAUCACCCUCGAAGGGCACAAUGCGUAUGCGUAUCACAACCGAGCGAUUUUGUACGAAAAGUUGGGCCGUACGACCUUGGCCAAGCAGGACUUUAUGACUGCGAUGGCGUUGGACCAGACUUCUACUUCUUCGACGAGUAAACCAGUCGUCACGUCUUCACAUACGCGGCGUUAACACGAAAACAAACGAUGUAAGC
Molecule: messenger RNA, 2153 nt
Organism: Aphanomyces astaci
Lineage: Eukaryota; Oomycota; Saprolegniomycetes; Saprolegniales; Verrucalvaceae
Exons: 12
Coding region: 35-2131 (698 amino acids)
Molecular function (GO): protein binding
Source: RefSeq, a predicted model, not a curated record